CACUGAGGUAUUUAUUCAACAUUAUGUUUAAUAUUGUGGUCAAUGUUUGUAUCGUACACUAAAGACAAAUUUAGAGUUAAAGCCAGUAGAUUCUUUCAUGGCAGAAUCGUUUCAUCUCGACGGGAAAAAACGGAUAUGUGACGUCAUUCGGUGUGGGCGGGGUUUAGGUCCAGGCACCAUGGCUUCGGUAGAGACCGAGCCCACUGGUCUUGCCAAAGGAAGCAUUUGCAAAGGGGAAGAGCCGUCUAAUAAAGAGGGACUGGACCUGGCAAACAAUGGAGAAACAGAUGGUGAAAUAAAGGUCAUGGACAGAUUGACCUCUUCCCCCGUGGCAGAAGCAAUUGUAAAUGGCAGUGAAUGUGACAACGCGAGGCACAACAGCCCGACGCACAGCUCUGCAACAGGCCACAACAAGACCUUAUCGCUGAUAAAUGAGAAUGGUAUGCCGGACACGGAGACCCCGCACGGUUCUGUCAUUGGAAGCAAUGGAUUCAUUCUCACUAAGCCGCAGCAGGAGGACAGACCUGAAAGUACGCCUGAUAUGGCAGUGGCCCCCCACAGGACUAACAGGUCACCUUCAAGUUCCACCACAGGUGUACACAUGACCAAAGCCCCCCCUCCCUCAGCCUCUGGGCCUGCACAGACUUUAGGCACACUAAGGACCGACCCUAUUAUAGGGACUACAUUGGGGCAGGAGACAUUAGACUCUAAAAAUGGCGCAGCCCCAACUACCACAUCUUCAGCACCCAUCAUGAUACACAGAGCCAGAAAAACCAUGUCCAGACCGGCUGUGACUCUUGAACAAAAGCUUCUCAAGAGAGAGCUAAGAGAAGCACAGAACGCCAAAAUGGAGACUGCGGUAGCAUCCGACGCAUCGAAACCCUCACAGCAGCACUUAACGGAGAACCAUCUACCUCAGAAUCCUUUGUCACCUUCAGCACAAACUGCUUCAACGACUUCACCAGCAAUUCCUACGAUAUCUUCUCCUCCACUCACUUCAUCGCCAGGCAAGCUUCAACACAAUCUGUCAGGCUCCUUCAUGGGAGGGUUGUUGUCCCGUAAGAAGAAGAGAAGAAUGGGGAUUUACAACCUGGUUCCCAAGAAGAAAUCGAAAAUUCUGAGGCAGAGGACAUUGCUGGAAAUGUUUAAGGAUGUGCACCCAGAUGCCAAGAGCCCAGAGACAAACAUCAAUGGCGAUAAGGUGGAUUGUGCAUCUGAGGAGGAGGAAGAUGAGGAUGAGGAGUCAGAUGAGGUGGACUCUGAUGAGGAAGAAGAGCAGCAGCAAGGAGAGCAGCUCCUCACUGCUGAACAGGAAGCGAGUCCAACAUCUGAAUCCAUCUCUCAGGCGGAGAAUGAGCAAGACUCUGAUGAAUCUGGACUAGAGGCUGAGGAGGAGGGCACCGAGUCAGACUUGAGCACGGAGUCCAGUCUCAAGAAGAAGUUGAAAAAGAAAACGAAAGCAGACGGUGCGUGGCUCCGCCCAUCCAGGAAACGCAAGAGGAGGGUAAAGGUUAAAGAACCGGAGUCCUCCACUGAGCCUCCAUCUUCAGUUCUGAGCAGCACAGAAGAUGGUACGGAGCAUGCGUCGAUACCACCUGCCAAACUCUGCAAGCCUGAUGUUCCUUCAGAAGCAGACACUUCAAGGUCAACAAUGGAGGAGGCUCAGGAGCUGCCGCUGUGCAGCUGCCGCAUGGAGACCCCCAAGAGUCGGGAGAUUCUCAUCCUGGCGGACAGGAAGUGUAUGGCCACCGAGAGCGUCGAUGGACAACUUACCCGUUGCCAAAGCGCUGUCUUGAAACAUGAGAUGAUGCGGCCUUCCAACUCUGUUCAGCUGCUGGUACUUUGUGAGGACCACCGUAGCGGCAUGGUCAAGCACCAGUGCUGUCCCGGCUGCGGCUUCUUCUGCAGGGCUGGGACCUUCAUGGAGUGCCAACCAGACGUGAACAUCUCGCACCGCUUCCACCAUGCCUGCGCGUCAGUGCUAAAAGGUCAAAGCUUCUGCCCCCACUGCGGGGAGGAGGCCAGCAAGGCCAAGGAGGUCACUAUCGCCAAGGCGGACACCACCUCCACCGUACCGCCUGCGCUCACUCAUGGACCAGCCACGCCUGGAGCACAUGAGGGCAGGGCAGACACCACCACUGGCAGCUCCUCACACUUGAAUGUGGGCUGUGAUGUUAACGGCAGCGCAGACAGCUCUCUUUCCGCCGGUUUGAAACCUCAACCAGACUCAGAUCCAGCUUUUCCCGGAUCGUCCAGCAGCACCUCAGUACUGCAGGCUAGUACUGAAGCAACAGCCCAAUCUCCAGUUCUCCAAGGACCGCCACGAGAAACCCUUGAAAGCGUCCUGGUUUCUCUCAACACAGAGAAGCCAAAGAAGCUGCGUUUUCACCCAAAGCAUCUUUACCUCUCCGCCAAACAGGGAGAACUUAAGAAGGUUGUGCUCAUGCUGGUGGAUGGUAUUGACCCCAACUUUAAGAUGGAAUCCCAGAACAAGCGCACCCCUCUUCACGCUGCAGCUGAGGGAGGACAAAAGGAGAUCUGCCACAUGCUCGUACAAGCUGGUGCAAACUUGGACACAUGCGACGAAGAUCAUCGGACACCACUGAUGGAUGCGUGUGAGAACAACCACAUGGAGACGGUCAUGUAUCUGCUGAGAGCAGGCGCCAGCGCCAUGCACAAGGAUGUUGAAGGGUUCACGUGUCUCCACCUGGCGGCCAAGUCUGGUCAUCAUGACAUUGUUCAAUAUCUUCUGUCUACAGGAUUUGUCAACAUAAAUUGCCAGGAUGAUGGAGGUUGGACAGCCAUGAUCUGGGCCACAGAAUACAAACAUGUGGACCAGGUCAAGUUGUUACUGUCCAAAGGAGCUGACGUCAGCAUCAGAGACAAGGAAGAAAACAUCUGUCUUCACUGGGCAGCCUUCUCUGGCAGCGUUGAAAUCGCCAAGCUGCUCCUUGACGCACACUGUAAUCUCCAGGCUGUCAACAUCCAUGGAGACUCUCCUCUACACAUAGCUGCUCGGGAAAAUCGCCUGGAUUGUGUAAUGCUUUUCUUAUCUCAAGGAGCGGAUGUUUUUCUCAAAAAUCGUGAGGGAGAAACCCCCCCAGACUGCUGUGGACACAACUCAAAAGCCUUUGCAGCCCUGCAAGCCCACAAGAGAGAAAAGGACGCCAAGAACGUCAGGCUCAGUCUAUCACAGGGAAAAAUCCUUCACAGUGACAUCGCUCUUGGGCAAGAGAGAGUCGCCAUUCCCUGUGUCAACUCCAUAGACGGAGAACCCUACCCAGACGACUACAAGUACAUUCUUGAAAACUGCGUCACCUCCCCGAUGAACAUCGAUCGAAACAUAACACACUUACAGUACUGUGUUUGCAAGGAAGACUGUUCUUCAAGCGUCUGCAUGUGCGGGCAGCUCAGUCUACGAUGCUGGUACGACAAGGUCGGUUGUCUCCUCCCUGAAUUCUCCCGUGAGGAGCCCCCUCUUAUCUUUGAGUGUAACCAUGCUUGUUCCUGUUGGAGGACCUGUAAGAACAGAGUGGUGCAAAAUGGACUCAGUACCAAGCUUCAGCUCUUUCGGGCCGGUAAAAAAGGCUGGGGUGUCCGGGCGCUGCAAGACAUACCGCAAGGGACGUUUGUGUGCGAGUACAUCGGUGAGAUCAUCUCAGAAGCAGAAGCAGAGAUGAGGCAAAAUGACGCUUACCUCUUCAGUUUAACUGAUAAGCCACAAGCUCAGUACUGCAUCGAUGCUCGUUUCUAUGGAAACAUCAGCCGAUUCCUCAACCACAUGUGCGAGCCCAACUUGUUUGCCUGCAGAGUGUUUACCACACAUCAGGACCUGCGUUUCCCACACAUUGCCUUCUUUGCUAGUGAAAACAUCAAGGCAGGAGAAGAGCUUGGGUUUAACUACGGCAAGCACUUUUGGCAAGUGAAAAGCAAGGUGUUCAGCUGCGAAUGCGGUUCCUCCAAGUGCAAGUACUCGUCAUCGGCCAUGGCGUCACUACAGGCGGACAGCACACCGGAGGACCAGCAGCAGCCCAGCGCCUCGCCUGACACCAGCUCCUCGAACGCUCCCUCAAGCCCUUCUUAGAGAUGUCCUCUUCGUCACGCGUACAUCACGUCCUGCCACAACGUCCAAUAAAGUUUUACAGACUUUGUACUGCAUUGACUCAUGAAACUUUGACCCUUGGAAAAACACAAUCGGACCCCACGGAAGGAGUACUUGCUCCUCUUUGCAGCCAUGCUAAACAUGACCACCAGGGGGCAGCAAACAUCACCGAUACAGUAGAUUUAUUUUUGGGUCAUUUGGAGAGGAACCUUUACUUUGAAAUUUGUUCCAUCGGAACUCCAUCGGACAAAAUGGAGAAAGAGAAAUACAUUUUUAAUUUGUGAUGAUCCAAUAGAAGGAGGGGUGACUUGAGUGGGAUGGACCCUAACUGGAAAAAACGGUGCUCUCAUUGUUUUUUUUUUGUUUUUUUUACAUGCAUACAUAACCCUUGUGAACAGUGUAAUAUAAGAGAAUGGUUAGGUUUUUUUAAUGUUCAUUUUUCUAAUCAUGCUUCAUUGUAGAUGUCGCUGGUCCUCAUUCAUUUGGUUCUGUGAUUUUGUCAGCAGGAACCCACGUAUCUUUUUAAAACGUCUUUAGUAUAAAGCAGUGACUGUAGUGCAAAGUCUUGAAACGAAUGGGGAUGGAAAAAACAAAAACAACAUUUCCAUUUUCUUCUGUUACAUAUUUCUGGACCGGGAACCAUGGUUGUCUUUUUCAAUAAAUUUACUAC
Molecule: messenger RNA, 4772 nt
Organism: Doryrhamphus excisus (bluestripe pipefish)
Lineage: Eukaryota; Metazoa; Chordata; Actinopteri; Syngnathiformes; Syngnathidae
Source: RefSeq, a predicted model, not a curated record